AAUGCACUGGGGGGAAUGAGGGUUUCUAUGGUGACUCUGACAGUCAACAAACAUGGCUGACACAGGGAGCGCUGACCAGCACGAACGAUCAUCAUGCCACGUCCCAACAUUUUCAGCCCGACAUCCAAUGAUCCCCAAACUCUACGUGAUGCCGUGGAAGCAGGACAUGAAGAACCGGAGACUCCUGAUGAAGAACGCAGCUCUGGCGGGGAUCCCCGUGGUUCCUCUUGAGGAGUCUUUGUGUUUCUGUGGUCGAGAACGUCUCUGCCACAGCCAGGACUCCGCCUACAGAACCACCUCUUCCUCCUCCUCACCUCCGUUCAGCCAGACAGGACUGCCCGCUCAUUGCUCCUCCCACUUCUCCAGGUAUAACAGCUCUGCGGUGACGACCAGAGGGCUUUUCCAAACCUGAGUACAGAUCACAGAAAAACCAAUAAAACAUGCAUAUCUGAUAUAGAAACAAA
Molecule: messenger RNA, 464 nt
Organism: Maylandia zebra (zebra mbuna)
Lineage: Eukaryota; Metazoa; Chordata; Actinopteri; Cichliformes; Cichlidae
Product: sperm-associated microtubule inner protein 10
Source: RefSeq, a predicted model, not a curated record